Aspergillus wentii DTO 134E9 is the source of this 1203-nucleotide messenger RNA. Its product is annotated as mitochondrial 54S ribosomal protein uL23m. Lineage: Eukaryota; Fungi; Ascomycota; Eurotiomycetes; Eurotiales; Aspergillaceae. Gene Ontology annotation, biological process: mitochondrial translation. The coding region runs from base 92 to 706 and encodes 204 amino acids. Gene Ontology annotation, molecular function: structural constituent of ribosome. The transcript has 3 exons. Gene Ontology annotation, cellular component: ribosome; mitochondrial large ribosomal subunit. The record is from RefSeq and is a predicted model, not a curated record.
CUCUUUGCCGUUGGAAUCCACGCUUCAUCCACCAAUUCCGUUCUCUGUCGUCGCUCCUUUUGUAUUUCGACCUCUGUGCCUCACAGACAAGAUGGUGCGAAAUAUCCACAAGAUUCCCAAGAAGCCUGCAGACUGGCUGCCUCCUUCGGCGCCGCUCUCGCUGCGCAAGCAAGUGUUUCUUCCUGAUUUCACCAUUGCUCUCAUCCGCACCCCCUUCCUCCCGCCCCGAUAUGCUUCGUUCUACGUUCCUCUGAAUUUCAACAAGCUUGACAUGCGCGACUACAUGAAACGUCUAUACGGUGUCGAUGUACUUAACGUCCGUAGUUACGUCGAGCAGCAAAAGGUCACCCGCGCCAAGUCUCUGGGCCGGUACGGAUAUGGACAGCUGAGAAGACCGAUGUCCAAGAAGAGGAUGACUGUCGAGAUGACACAGCCGUUUGUGUGGCCUGAAACACCAAAGAACAUGGAUCCAUGGGAGAAGGACCAAUACUUCAAGGCCGCCAAGUACCAGGAAGAUCUUCAAGACCAGCAACGGCCAGAUGCCGGUAUGAAGGCCAACGAGUCGGAGCGUGAGGCGUACGAAAAGGAAGCGAAAGAGCUGCUGGACGGCAAGAAGGUUUGGAGGCCGACCUGGCAGGCUCUGGGUCUGAGCUAUGAUCGCAAAGGAUUGGGCGCAGACAAGGGUUCGAGCUCGACAAGCUCAUAAAGUGUUUUGUUUUGAUCAGGGAUAGAAAAGCGUUCUCUUUGCCUUUGUCUUCUCUGUUUCACUUCUGUUUUUUUCACUUUUUAUUAUGUAUGUGAUAACCGUCAUCUCUGUAUUAUAUGCCCACGCGCUACAUAAACAUAAAUCCAGUGUCAUCAAAGUUCAUGACAUGCAUUUAUCUAUAGAAAUUUUCCACAUGUUCAAUUCUCAGUUGCUCAUAAAUUCAAUAACUAUCAGGUAUUGGUGGUUGUUGGACGUCCAACAUCAUCCAAAUCAAUUAAGCUAAAUAUCACACGCUAUGCAAGAACGACUGGAGGUGAGAUGGGAUGGCGAAAACAAAGAUGUUACUGAAAGGGACGGGAAACAUAAACAUGCAUCUUAAGCAAAGAAUAGCAGAAUCACAACUCCAAGGGUAAUUCCUGUAAGAAAAUCAAAACUACAGCCGACUUUCCACAAAGUUGACAUGGUGUUGGCCAGGCCAAUGUGCGUCAGGCCACACC